CCGUUUUUGUCCAACCUCUGCUGCUGAACCAUGUCCCUCUUGUCUUUGUUUGCUUCUCAGUCUAGUUGUAGAACCAAAGCCUCGGGUCGCUCUAUCGAGCGAGUGCCUCAAUGGAUAACAAUACUUCAAUUGGUAUCCAAGCAGUACUGCUUAUUUUAGCACUAGUGGUACUGGUCCUACGAUGCUGGGCGAAUUAUCUAAUGAAGCAGGCUUUAUUCAGCGUGCCUGAUAUUCUCGCAUGGCUGGGUUGGGUUUUUAGCUUAGGAUGGUUUAUCUGCUCGACUCUUGCGCUUCGAAUUCUUAUCGAUAAUCCUGCAGUUGGCUCUGAACUUAUAGUUAACUCAGUAGAAUACUUAAAGAUAGUAUUAGUAGCGGAGUACUUUUUCGACACUGGGAUUUACUUCCCCAAGAUAUCUAUCGUCUUGUUUUAUUGGAAGCUAAUUCCUGGGAUUUUGGGAUCAUUGAGACGCGUAUUGCUUGCAAUCUCGAUUUAUCUUGGUUGCGCUUUGCUUACAUCAGUGCUUGUAAACACUCUUAUUUGCGUACCGUUUUCUGAUAAUUGGUCUAUCGAAAACCAGCUAAAGUCAGCAUGGAACUCAUAUGCUUCUUUUUGUGUUCAAUGGGGUCUCAACUUCUCAACGGAUCUACUUAUCUUUUUCUACCCCUUCUUUCUGCUUAAACACUUAAAGCUUCACAGAAAACAACAGAUCGCCCUUAUUGGGAUCUUUUCUUUAGGUGCUAUCACGUUGAUAGUUAGCCUGUCCCGGUUUAUUGCAUAUAAUGCGACUGAUUUUGAGCUUGACGACCAGUCUGGCAAUACCUUAUCUCUCGCCGAGAUGAGCACUGCUGUUAUCGUUGUGUGCCUCCCUGGCCUUCGAAGAUUUAUUAUGCGAUCUAAAACAUCUACAAAUCGCUCCUCGUCGAACCAGCCCAGCGGCUACGGUGUCCACACAAAGAUCACCGGGAGAGGCCAGAAUACCGACACAUCUAAAGGACAAAUCCCGCCAUCGCAGUACGCUAAAUGGGGCGUAAGAGAUGAUGAGAUCGAGUUGGUAACUCACAUUCGCGUUUCCCACGAACUGGUCAAUCCAGAUGAUACUCGCAGCGCGAGCGGACAAAGCGCAAUCAGUCAGAAUUUUAAAGUAUAGUAUCACGAAUAUCUGACUCUAGCGUUGGAGGAAAUGCAACGUGUAUGACAAGCGAAGGGGCCAAAGAACCCCUCAUUCCCCGGUCUUGAGUGCUUAAUUAAAUUCUUAACUACCAUGCCGAUGUCAGCGCCCAACCAGACUCGGAUCCUACUAUGCUAGGCCAAUAUAACACAAGCACCCCAAGCCUGGUGUAAACAGAUUGAUUACGAAGAGAAGAAAGUGGCCACGAAGCUUCUAAAUAAUCAUAAGAGAAGGAGGAGGGUGACGAUGAUGAUGAUGACGACAAGGACAUCACCAACCUGUCUCUUGCCGAGCCUCACAAAGAGCAGAAGAAGUCAGAAGAGAUUCAUAAUAUGGAAAUAAAUAGGUUUGCCGAUAAACAGGAGAACUACACAGAUUAUGAAGACAGGGAGGGCGACAUCCCUGGACUGGACAAAAUCGGUAUCCGAGAACGUCCCUUGAAGAGAUUUCAAGAAAGCAGCAGCUUAUCCCCUCUUGCAAAUACAAUCAGCCGGCUAGAUAAAGAGACUCUAGGGCUAAACAGCAAAGACCUGGACUCGACUGUCAAACAAAUAGAUAGUUGACUAAUCCAAUUAUUAAUUGCAUCAUCGAGAAGGUAAUCAUGGUUCAC
This is a messenger RNA of Fusarium odoratissimum NRRL 54006, 1779 nucleotides long. RefSeq lists its product as uncharacterized. The transcript has 6 exons. The coding region runs from base 111 to 1148 and encodes 345 amino acids. NCBI's taxonomy places the organism in Eukaryota, Fungi, Ascomycota, Sordariomycetes, Hypocreales, Nectriaceae. The record is from RefSeq and is a predicted model, not a curated record.